UAGUGCCACCCAUCCAUCUGUGGGGCCCCAUCUUCAGGGCUCCCUCUGUCUCCCGGGGGAAAGGAUGUCACCACAGCAGUGAGGUGAUUAAUGUGCAGCCUUUCCUGGUCUGAGAUACAGAGAUACCCUGCCGGUCUCGCCCUCCACAGUCUGCUGAGGACGGUGUCAUGUCGGUGACUGCUUUCUUCUUCCUCCUGACCCUACAGCCUCAUGGGUAUGGGCUGCCCACUGGGGCCAGCCAGGUCCCAUGGAUAGGGGCUAAAGCCUUGGAGGCCAGAGAGCCCUUGGUCAUCCGAAUGAAGAGAAAUUCCUUUGAGGAUGAGGAUGAUGAGGAUGUACCUUACGAGACCCCAGAACCAGAGCUCAUGAACAAGGACAAUUCAACUACACCAUCUCUAGUCACAGCAGGAGGAACACAGCAGGGGGCCACGAGUGCACCUGUAACCACAGACUUGGAACCCGUGACACAUGAGGCCACUGUAGGGAAGCUGGCCAUGGAGGAGUUGACCACAGAAGCAGGAUAUGGGGGUACCACGAAUGCCCACCUAGCAGAGGAGACUACCAAAGGGCAGCAGACCACACGUGACCUCGCAACAGAGAAAGUGGCUACAGAUCCGCCAGAAACAGUUAUCCCUACCACAGAGGAGUCAGCUUCCAAGGUCCCGAGUUCAGGGCAGCAAGGCAUCCAAAAUUCCACUGCAGGGGAUGUGGGCACAGAUACAGUGGCUAUCUCUACCAUGGGGAAAGCAGCCACGGGCCCAUUCACCACGGGCACUCUGGCUUUGGACACAUUCAAGCCAGAGACUGUAACCCCUACCAUGGGACAGCUGGUGACAGACUCUGCUACCACAGGGGAGCCACCCACCAGCUCCCCAGCAGAGCACAGCAGCCUGGCUUCAUCCACGAAUGCUUCUGCCUUUUUUGUCAAUACAGGUCACCCCACACACAAUUCUUCUACCACUUCCUCCCCACUCUCCUCAUCCAGUGCACACUUAGAUCCUCCUAAACCUGAGGUAGCCACGGGACAGAUUGGACUCUCCAAUACCACGGCCCUGGUGAUUGUGGCCACCACUACCCAUCAGUUCCUCUCUGGCCACAUCCCAGUGAGGCAGUGCCUGCUGGCUGUCCUCAUCUUGGCCCUCAUUGCCACCAUCUUCCUGAUCUGCACUGUGGUCCUGGCCAUCCGGCUCUCCAAGAAGGGCCACACUUAUCCAGUUCGGGAUUACUCCCCCACAGAGAUGGUCUGCAUCUCCUCCCUACUGGCCGAGGGUGAAGGGCCACCCGCAGCCAAUGGGGGCCCAGUGAGUGCCAAGACCCAGCUUCUAAAGCCUACCCCAGGCCCUAGAGAAGACUGUGAUGGGGAUGAUCUGACCCUUCAUAGCUUCCUCCCAUAACCCUCACCAACCCACCCUGUCUCCAUGCAACCCCCUUGCAUUCCCUUAAAGGGAUCAGACAGAGAUGGGCCCUGUGCCCAAGAGAGACAGGCAUGGGAGUUCUGAAUACUUGGCACCAGGGAAGCUGGGAGGCAAUCAUAUGGAAAGUUCGCCAGAAGCUUCUUAUUCUUCCUGGUUGUAAAGAUGGAGUCCCGGGACCUGAGUUCAAAUCCUGGCUUUGUCACUUAGUUCUUGUGUGAAUUUGGCAAGUUUCCUCCCCUUUCUUCAGCCUCUGCUUCCUCAAAUGUAAAAAGAAAAGGAAUGAACUUCUAAGGUUGCUUCCGUCUCUUAAGCUAAGAUCAAUGAAGGAGGGAAGCUCUGGUAUGGGGUGGGAAGGGGAGGAGGCGUUCCCUGUAAUACCUAACUAAGAGAACUGAGAUCCACAACAGUGGAACACUAUGAGCGUGGGAGGUCUGGAUGAGCAGGGAAAUGAAAAAUUGCCUCUACUGUGUAUAUAUGUGGUGUGGGGUGUUUUUGUUUUUGUUUGUUUGUUUGUUUUUUUGAGGCAAUUGGGGUUAAAUGACUUGCCCAGGGUCACACAGCUAGUAAGUGUUAAGUGUCUGAGGCCG
Molecule: messenger RNA, 2002 nt
Organism: Dromiciops gliroides (monito del monte)
Lineage: Eukaryota; Metazoa; Chordata; Mammalia; Microbiotheria; Microbiotheriidae
Gene: SELPLG
Product: selectin P ligand
Exons: 2
Coding region: 168-1394 (408 amino acids)
Biological process (GO): hemopoiesis; leukocyte tethering or rolling
Cellular component (GO): plasma membrane
Source: RefSeq, a predicted model, not a curated record